AUGUGUGACCCAAUUGUCCUUUGGUCAGUCUAUUUUCAUGCUGGAUCACAUUUAACUUGUUCAGUACAAGGCAAGGUUUCUCUAACUCUUUCUGCCCCAGUCAACACAUCAAGUGUUUCUGCAUAUUAUUCCUAUUGCACUAGUGCACUAGCUCAUAACUGGGAGACUGACCGUAGUGCACUAGCUCAUAACUGGGAGAUGGGCCGUAGUGCACAAGCUUAUAACUGGGAGACUGACCAUAGUGCACUAGCUCAUAACUGGGAGACUGACCGUAGUGCACUAGCUCAUAACUGGGAGACUGACCGUAGUGCACUAGCUCAUAACUGGGAGACUGACCGUAGUGCACUAGCUCAUAACUGGGAGACUGACCAUAGUGCACUAGCUCAUAACUGGGAGACUGACCGUAGUGCACAAGCUUUUAACUGGAAGACUGACCGUAGUGCACUAGCUUAUAACUGGAAGACUGACCGUAGUGCACUAGCUCAUAACUGGGAGAUGGGCCGUAGUGCACAAGCUUAUAACUGGAAGACUGACCGUAGUGCACAAGCUUAUAACUGGAAGACUGACCGUAGUGCACUAGCUCAUAACUGGGAGACUGACCGUAGUGCACUAGCUUAUAACUGGGAGACUGACCAUAGUGCACUAGCUCAUAACUGGGAGAUGGACCAUAGUGCACAAGCUUAUAACUGGAAGACUGACCGUAGUGCACAAGCUUAUAACUGGAAGACUGACCGUAGUGCACUAGCUCAUAACUGGGAGACUGACCGUAGUGCACUAGCUUAUAACUGGGAGACUGACCGUAGUGCACUAGCUCAUAACUGGGAGACUGGGCCGUAG
Molecule: messenger RNA, 837 nt
Organism: Candidula unifasciata
Lineage: Eukaryota; Metazoa; Mollusca; Gastropoda; Stylommatophora; Geomitridae
Source: the annotation of a GenBank genome assembly